AUGGUUACACCCCGGAUGCAGUUCACUACAGAUGAUCCUUUGCACUUCAAGCCUCGUCCAGAGUUACUUCAAAGCAAGCUGAGUGAAUCUGAAGGGGAAUCUGCAGAUGAAGCACAUAAAUCAGAAAAUUCAGGGGAUCAAUCUGCCACUGGCAAGAAGUACAUUCCUCCAAGACUUGCUCCAAUGCAUUAUGAUGGUGACCAGACUGAUGCAGAUCGAAACAAACAAAUUUUAGACAGAGCCAAGAAGCGUGCGCUUAGUAGCUCUGUUAUCCGUGAGCUCCGGGAACAAUAUAGUGAUGCACCUGAAGAGAUCCAAGAAAGACACAUUUUUGGAAGCAUUCGCCAAAGUCAAGAAGAGCAGCACAGACUGCAUUAUGAAGAAUCCAUGAUGGUCCGUUUAGGAGUCUCAAAAAAAGAACGCUCUGCCAGAAAACGAGGCAUGAUGGGAAUGUCUGCCCAACUUCGCUCAAUCACACAGUUUGGGGAUAUUGGUGCAUUAACAGGUCAAGAUAAUUCUGAUUUGCUGGAGGGGAAGGCGGUCGCGUCAGGAGAGACGCCGCGUAAGACAGAGGAUCGGCGUGAUGCUGGAGCCUUCGGCAGACAGGACACCACGUGGAAGCCUUAG
Molecule: messenger RNA, 627 nt
Organism: Polypterus senegalus (gray bichir)
Lineage: Eukaryota; Metazoa; Chordata; Cladistia; Polypteriformes; Polypteridae
Gene: ngdn
Product: neuroguidin, EIF4E binding protein
Exons: 7
Coding region: 1-627 (208 amino acids)
Source: RefSeq, a predicted model, not a curated record